AUGCCUGCUCAAACAUCUCCGCCACAUCCAUCCCUGCUCCCCCCUGUUCUUUCGAUCGCCCAACUUCAACUUGAUUCUACUAGCUCUCUCCUCUCCCAACUUUUGCUUGAUCUGGAACAUCACGUUGCCACUUUGGUGCAUCUGGAGUCACGUCAGCACCAGCUUCUGCAGCUUUAUUCUUCGCAGCCGAAUAAUCCUGCUCUCGAUGACGAGAUGACGAAGCUUCGUAAUGAGUGGGGUGGAUGCAUUGCUCGGUGUGUCGAUCUGGAAUAUUGCGUAGAUACUGCCAUAACAACUCUAAAGCACUCUCUUGAUCUCACCGUCCUUCUAACUCCUCUAUUUUCGUCUUCUGAGGAACUUUCUUCGUGUGAUCGAAGUGGUGCUAUGCUGCUACUUUUCGAAAAGACUUUUGAAAACCUCAAACAGCAGCGUGCUCGCACUGACUGCUUCCUCCUUUUUACUCCCCUAGAAAUGGAGGAAAUCGAAACAGCUGUGAGUGAAGCACUUCGAUUACGCGAUACUUGGCUGCUUGAAAACACGACUCUUUCUUUUGAGAACCUUCGCGAAGAUCCAGAGCAAGUGUUUACUCCCGGAAAUGAUCUCACCUCCCUUGUUCGAGAAGUGGUGCGGGCAUCGGAGGAAAAAGCCGAGAAAAUGGCCUCUCGGGUGUCUCACAUCCUCAGUCUCGUUGCUAAGUAUCUGAAUAGCCACAAUCUUUCUACUUCCCAAAAGGCUCAAGCUCUCCUUUUGAAGGGAAAGGUCCUCAAUUUGACCCUCCCAUUCAUUAAAGAUACUGGAGAAGUGAAAUCCACCCUUGAAAAGGUUAUUAAACUGGAAUCUGGUCUGCCUGAUGCUUGGUGUGAACUAGCAGAGUACGAAUGGAUGAUUAAUGGACCUGAAAGUGCCCUUCCACCACUUCAAACGGCUUUCAAACUAGACAAACACAACUCGGAGGUCCUUUGGCGCCUUUCCAUGCUACUGCGUCAGCUGCCGAAAGAAAGCUUUGUGCGGCAAAAUUUCGUAACCUCUGCAGAAUUCCUGGAAUUUUCAGAAGGCUGUGAUCGUGAUGGGGUCGCAGUAUCGUUGCGUUUUGCUCAUGCUGCUGUGCGAGAGCAGCCAAACUCCGGUCGGGCUUGGGAGUGCUUUGGAAACGCUCUGUUCACGGCAUCCUUGGUGGAUGCGGAGGGUGAAGGGUUUCUCAACCGUUCUCUUGUGGCAUUUUCCCAGGCAGCAAAAUACCCAGAAAUUAUCGGGCAGCCACAUUUUCACUUUAAUCGAGCUGCAGCGAUGCACUAUGCGGUGAGUGUGGAUGUUUCCUCUUUCCAAACCUUAUCUGCAACUGGAGAAUCUCGGAGUUAUUGUGCGAACGAAUUAUCUGAGACAUAA
Molecule: messenger RNA, 1386 nt
Organism: Hydatigera taeniaeformis
Lineage: Eukaryota; Metazoa; Platyhelminthes; Cestoda; Cyclophyllidea; Taeniidae
Source: the annotation of a GenBank genome assembly